Coregonus sp. 'balchen' is the source of this 3011-nucleotide messenger RNA. The record is from the annotation of a GenBank genome assembly. Lineage: Eukaryota; Metazoa; Chordata; Actinopteri; Salmoniformes; Salmonidae.
AUGUCGAGUGCCCAGGGGGAUGAGGUUAGGGAGAUGAUGGAGGAGCUGAUAAUCAAGGGGGGCUGGGUCUCCCCACUGCCGGCGUCUCCAAAGAAGAGAGGGAAGAGGAGGGGGAGAUCCUCGGACAGGAAGUGGGAAAUGGGUGGUGGGGGAGGGGGGAGGGGGGGGACCAAGCGUGUCAUGGGGGAGAAGGGCGCUGUGGGGGAAGAAUCUCCUGUGUCCUCGGGGAUAGGGAUUUUGUUUGGGAAUAGGGAGGUGAAGGUGGAGGGCACUUUGGAAGGUAUGCAGGGGAGGGUUUUGGGGGGUGGAUGUCACAGUAAGGGAUGAUAGAUAUAGGGUAAUUGUGGUGUACGGGCCACAGUUGGCGAUCACACUUGGUGAUACGGGGGGAUUUUAAUAUAGAUAUAAGGAGGGGGAGGGACAGUAGUGCAGGUGCCAUCGCCGGGCUAAUGGCGUGCCAUGGUGUGGUAGAUGGGGGCCUGCACACUGCUCCGAUGAUGGCAGGUCCAACAUGGCGCAACUCCAGAGGGGUCGAGCGGAGGCUCGACUAUAUUUUUCUAUCCAGGUCACUGGGUCAGUUGUCUAGGCGUUUGUUGCCAGUGUUUUUGUCAGAUCACGACGGGGUGCUGCUGCAUGUGGGGUCACCAGUCUAACUCUUCGGUAGGGGGUACUGGAAGUUAGAACGGGAGGUACUGGAUGAGCAGGCUUUCGUUAACUGUUUUGUUGAUUUCUUUAGGGGGCUUGAGGGCCUCCGGUCCAUGUGUGAGGGGGUGUUGGAGUGGUGGGAAAUAGCAAAGGUGAGGAUUAGGGUUUUUAUAAUAGGAUAUUGUAAGAAGAAAAAGAGGGAGGAAAGGACGGAGGUGGAUCAUAUCCAAAGGCUGCUCGAACUCGAGCUCGAGGCAGGCAACCUCGGCGGGUCGGUAGACUGGGAGAGAUCCUCUGCCCUAAAGGCGCAACUUAGGGAGCUGCAUGAGCAGAAGGCUCGCGCUUUCCUGGAGCGUGCGCAUAGUGGGUUUUUAGAACACGACGAGACUUGUUCCGCCGUGUUCUUUAAAUCAGUUAGGGGAAGACAGAGUAGGAAGGUAAUGUACGGGGUUAGUGAAGAAAAUGGUAGAGUAGUGAGAGAAACUGAGGAAAUGGUCAAGGUGACCACGGAACAUUUCAGAGGUUUUUUUCAAGAAAGGGCAGUAGAUGUAGAGCAGGGAAACGUGUUUUUAGAACACCUGUCCCGGCGAGUGCCAGAGGACAUUAGAGAAGCGAUGGAGGCUCAGAUCUCCCUCGAAGAGGUUGAGAGCGCCCUCAGGAGUAUGGGAAAAGGGAAGGUGCCAGAAAUGGAUGGGCUGCCGACAGAGAUUAACCUGACGUUUUGGGGGAAACUUGGUCCGGUAGUCCUUGAAGUCUUGAAGGCCAUCCUCGAGACGGGGGUCCCGGGUGGAUCGAUGGCCCUAGGUGUGCUGUCACUUCUUUACAAGAAGGGAGACGCAACAGACCUUGGCAACUGGCGGCCGUUGACCAUGCUGUGCGUAGAUUAUAAGCUGCUUGCGAAGGUUCUAGUGGACCGGUUGCGCACAGCCCUUCCCUACAUCGUACAUGAGGAUCAGACGUGUGGGAUAGAGGGCCGCUCUAUUAGGUGGAACCUGAGUUUGAUUAGGGACUCCAUCGCUUGGGUAGAGGAUAGAGGGCUGCUGUUAAUGGUAGCAGCACUUGAUCAGGCUAAAGCCUUUGAUCGAGUGAAUAGAUAUUUUCUUUUCAGGGUGUUAGGUAGGUUAGGUUUUGUGGAGAAGUAUAUAGGGUGCAUCCGUGCUUUGGGAGCGGUGGGCUGCAUAUUAAGAUGACGCAGCAUGCCGACGACACCUCCUUCUUAUUAUGCAAGGACUCGUGCCAGACUAGGUCCCUUGCUAUCAUUGGGGAAUUCACCCGAGCGUCGGGAGCGGUUCUCAAUCAUGCUCGGGGUCUUGUUUGAGACCUCCGGCUCAGCGACGCUGAACUGGAACAGGAGCAUCGCAGUGGUACAGAGGAAGCUGGGGAUGUGGAUGUCUAGGUUGUUGUCCUUUAUAGGCAAGGUCCUGGUCCUCAAGGUGGAUGUGUUGCCGUCUCUUUUGUAUAUGGCAUACGUCUACCCAUUGGCAGCUAGUCUGAGGAGGCCUCUAGUGAGGCUAGUGUUUCAGUUCAUGUGGGGUGGCAGGCUUGAGUAUGUCGUGAGGGUAUGCAUGCUCUGGGAGGUAGGGGGGUACCACAUUUCCCCCUCAACCUGGACUUGAUUUUUGUUUCUUUUUUGUUGACAGAGCUGGCUCAUCCGGUGAUACACCCGUCUGGUUACUUCCUGCGGGUGUUUUUCUCUUAUCAGGCGAGAAGCGUAAUGGUGUGGUCUAACACGGGUCCUCGUGCGGAACAGCUGCCGUGGCACUUUGGCUAUGCAGCCAAGUGGGCUGCGUGCGUACCCCGAGGUUGAAGUUGCCCGAGUAGGUUUAGAUCACAGGCACCUGUUCGAGGAGGUGAGACAGGGAGGGUGUCCAGGGCCCAUAGUGGGUAUCCCGGCUGGGGUCUGGGAAGGAGUGCAGGUGUGUGGUCUGGACAACGGCCUCAACGGGCGUGGUAUGACACAAUCCCCCACCUGCCCAAGACCAACUUGUGGCGGGGAGGAGACAUUGUUCCAUGUUUUCUGGGUCUGUGCUUUCGCCGGGGUGGUAUGGGCUAGGGCACAGGUGUUGAUAGGCAGGGUUAGGGGGGAUUUUGUUGUGACGUGGGCUAGGGUAGAGAGAGGUGUAGGGAAAGCGAGUGGGACGGUUAGGGACAGGUUUCUGCUCUGGCUUCUCAUAAGCCUCUUUAAACGGGGGUUGUGGGAAGCUAGGCAGAAAAUGGAAAGGACAGGAAGAGAAGGGGGUGUGGAGGGGAUAGUGAGGAGGGUGGAGCAGAAUUUGAGGGGGAGAAUGAAGAGAAAGGAGAGGAAGUGGGGGCAGAAUGCUGCUCGGGAGAGGUGGAAGGGGGGUUUAGGCUUAGGGUUAGUGUAG